UAAGAUUGCUCGGCCUAUACCUCCAAUAAUGAGCGGACUGCCAAUGGAAAGACUCUCACCGUUUACACCUCCGUUCUACUUUACAGGCGUAGACUACUUCGGCCCCUUUGAAGUAGUUGUUGGAAGGCGCAGAGAAAAACGAUGGGGCGUUUUGUUCACUUGUAUGACGGUGCGUGCAGUACAUAUAGAAAUUGCCCCGUCAUUAUCCACUGACUCUUUUCUACUUGUGCUGAAACAAUUCAUUUCCCGUCGUGGAGUACCAAACCGCAUUAUGUCAGAUAAUGGAACGAAUUUUCGUGGUGCAAGCCGAGUAUUGGAAGAAGAAAUUGAAAAAAUAUCCACAAAUGACCUUCAGAGAGAACACCCGAUGAUUGAGUGGUCCUUCAAUCCCCCAUCUUCUCCCCACAUGGGAGGUUCGUGGGAGAGAAUGAUUAGGUCAGUAAAAUCUAUUUUGAUGGAUAUUCUACCCCAAGCCGCACUACGCGAAGAAGUCUUACGAUCAUCACUAGCUGACGUAGAAAACAUUCUAAACUCGCGGCCACUAACGUAUGUUCCUCUAGACUCUUCGGAGAGUGAAGCAUUAACUCCAAACCACCUUUUAAUUGGUUCGUCCGGUGGAAUAAGAGAGCGAGCAAAUGUAAACAGCAGCGGUUCAGCAUUGAGCAAAAUGUUCAGAAUAUCCAGUGCCAUUGCCGACAACUUUUGGAAAAGAUGGGUGAGAGAGGUUCUACCAUGUUUAACCAGACGCACAAAAUGGCAUGGUAGUGGGGAGAGUUCAAUAAAUAUAGAUGAUGUUGUAAUAAUUGUGGAUGAGAAUACUAAGCGCAAUACGUGGAUGAAGGGUAUUGUGCUCGACACGCACAGGGGCAAAGAUGGAGUCGUACGCAGCGCAGUGGUUAGGACGGAGAAUGGGAUACUAACUCGUCCAGUGGUAAAGCUGGCAAAACUAGAUGUGAGAAGGUAAACCAUGAGCUGAAGCACAAAGUUUACGGGGGGGAUUGUGUUGCGGUGCAAAAUUUUACAACUCUGGCUUGGCUUGUCAAUCAUGACAACCAGACGCUACGCUUCACAACACUCCACCACUGACAACAUGAUAUGCGGAAAAAAAUGAUGAAGAAGAAAGAGAAUGCAAAACGUAUAGACAUUCACUCUUUCGUCUAACAUCUCUUGAAAAGAAAAUUAAAUUAUUCAUCGAGACUGUGACGUCAAUGUAAAAGCGACCGAUUAAAAUAAGCUCCUAAUGUAAAGCACAAGUAUUUUAGCUGUCUGAAUAAAUAAGCUGAAAAUA
This is a messenger RNA of Stomoxys calcitrans (stable fly), 1288 nucleotides long. RefSeq lists its product as uncharacterized. Gene Ontology annotation, molecular function: nucleic acid binding. The coding region runs from base 29 to 964 and encodes 311 amino acids. The record is from RefSeq and is a predicted model, not a curated record. NCBI's taxonomy places the organism in Eukaryota, Metazoa, Arthropoda, Insecta, Diptera, Muscidae. The transcript has 2 exons. Gene Ontology annotation, biological process: DNA integration.